Messenger RNA from Camarhynchus parvulus, 3691 nucleotides. It is a transcript of the gene GPR85, whose product is annotated as G protein-coupled receptor 85. The record is from RefSeq and is a predicted model, not a curated record. NCBI's taxonomy places the organism in Eukaryota, Metazoa, Chordata, Aves, Passeriformes, Thraupidae. Bases 1185 to 2297 code for a protein of 370 amino acids. Gene Ontology annotation, cellular component: plasma membrane. The transcript has 2 exons. Gene Ontology annotation, biological process: G protein-coupled receptor signaling pathway. Gene Ontology annotation, molecular function: G protein-coupled receptor activity.
CGCCGAGGGGCAACGCGGGCCCUGCCGCGGGCGGAACGGGCUGACACCGGGCUCAUCGCCGCCGCCAUGCAGCGAGCGCGCUGACGGCUCUGCGCCGGCUCCGGGCUGCGCGUCGGGAACUGCUCCGCGGGCUGCCGGGGGAAAGGUGCGGCGUCCUCACGGCCCCGCGGCGAAUGCGCCCUCCGCCAACAACGGCACUUUUUAAGGAGCCCUCCCUGGCUCGGGGGCCAGGAAGAAGGAAUUCACCGGGUGGCAAUCGGGAGGAAGGAAAACGAGCCACGAGCAGGAGGAUUAAGCAGCGGCAGCUGAAGAAACCGCCCGGUGCCUCUCCUGACAGGCUGCGACGCGCAGCGCUUCCAGACCCCCGUCGUAAACGAAUGGGGCGGGAGGGGGAGCCCAGAGGCAUAAACAAGGAGCGCAGGACCUAAUUUCUUCCCCUCCCUUUCCUCACUGGCUUGCCCGGGCUCGCCAGUAAAUCCAGCUGGGCUAUACGUCGCGAUGGGAACGUGCUGCCAAGGAGGCUGCCUUCCCGUCGCUGAGGACGCUGCCUUCCCCGCACUGAGGAGGCUGCUGCUGCCGCCGGGGCUGCCUGCACACCACUGAGGACGCUGCUGCUGCUGCCGCCGAGGUUGCCGUGCCCUCUCUGAGACAGCAGCAGCUGCUGCCGCCGAGCCUGCCGUGCCCUCAUUGAGGCGGCCGCCGCCGCUGCGUUACAGGGAGAGAUUGUGGCGCUGCGACAGGGGAGGACGGGGCUCGGCGCGCAGGGGGGAGGCGCGGCGAGCAUGCGCCGCCCGAGCCACUGACUGGAUCCUCAGCCAAGGUACCGAGGCGAAAAAAAAAAAAAAAAAAAAAAAAAAAAGGAAAUUGAAAAAAAAGGAGAAAGGAAAAGGAUUGAGAGAAAGAAGAAUGAAUGACGGUAGUGGGGAAUAGAAAAGACCGCCAGGGUAAAGCAGCCCCCGGUCGGCGGGAAGGAGCGGCUCUGGCAUGUGGGGAUCUCCGACACCAACAGAUAUUUUGAUGGCAUGACAAAUCAGAAAGAAGAGGAUGUACUGUAUGACUAGACACAAGAUCAGUUCUGUUUGUGGAUUACAUUUUCAGUAAGAUGUAUGGAUCUAUUUUUUCCUUGUUCUUAAAUAUAGAUCAUGAGACUUGACUGAGGCAAUAUACAUAUCAUCCAUCCAUCUAUGGCGAACUACAGCCAUGCAGCUGACAACAUUUUGCAAAAUCUCUCUCCUUUAACAGCUUUUCUGAAACUGACUUCCCUGGGUUUCAUAAUAGGAGUCAGUGUGGUGGGUAACCUUCUGAUCUCCAUUUUGCUAGUCAAAGAUAAGACCUUGCAUAGAGCUCCUUACUACUUCCUGUUGGAUCUUUGCUGCUCAGAUAUCCUCAGAUCUGCAAUUUGUUUCCCUUUUGUUUUCACCUCGGUAAAAAAUGGCUCGACGUGGACGUAUGGGACUCUUACUUGCAAAGUGAUUGCCUUUUUGGGGGUUUUGUCCUGCUUUCACACUGCUUUCAUGUUAUUCUGCAUAAGCGUCACGAGAUACUUAGCUAUUGCCCACCACCGUUUUUAUACGAAGAGACUGACCUUCUGGACUUGUUUGGCUGUUAUCUGUAUGGUGUGGACUCUCUCUGUAGCCAUGGCUUUCCCCCCAGUUUUAGAUGUGGGCACCUACUCAUUCAUUAGGGAGGAAGACCAAUGCACUUUCCAGCAUCGUUCCUUCAGGGCUAAUGAUUCAUUGGGAUUUAUGCUUCUUCUUGCCCUUAUCCUCCUAGCCACACAGCUUGUCUACCUCAAGCUGAUAUUUUUUGUUCACGAUCGCAGGAAAAUGAAGCCAGUCCAGUUUGUUGCAGCAGUGAGCCAGAACUGGACUUUCCAUGGUCCUGGAGCGAGCGGUCAAGCAGCUGCUAAUUGGCUGGCUGGAUUCGGAAGGGGUCCCACGCCUCCAACCUUGCUGGGAAUCAGGCAGAACGCCAACACCACAGGCAGGAGGAGGCUACUGGUUUUAGACGAAUUCAAAAUGGAGAAGAGAAUCAGCAGAAUGUUCUACAUCAUGACAUUCCUCUUUCUGACCUUGUGGGGUCCCUAUUUGGUAGCCUGUUACUGGAGAGUUUUUGCGAGAGGGCCUGUAGUACCUGGGGGAUUUCUAACGGCCGCUGUCUGGAUGAGUUUUGCCCAAGCUGGAAUCAAUCCUUUUGUCUGCAUUUUCUCCAACAGGGAGCUGAGGCGCUGUUUCAGCACAACCCUUCUUUACUGCAGAAAAUCCAGGUUACCAAGGGAACCUUACUGUGUUAUAUGAGGGAGCAUCUGUAAAUCUUUAGCCUUGUGAAACACUACCAUUCUCUGCUAAGCAAUUGUGGCCUGUAGCCAUGUCUUGAGGAGAAAAUCAAGAAUGGGACGUCAGCAGCUGUAAGGAUUUGGGCAACAUUCUGCAGUCUCUGCAAUAGCUCACCUCUAAUCCUGUUUUAAACCUAAACAUGUUCCUGCUGACCACUGCUGAAGGUUUGUAAUUAAGAACAAAGGACUGAACUACUGCCCUGAAUUCCUUUAUGUGGUUGAAAUCUAGAUUAUGAAAGUAGCAGGUGCUAAGUAUCAGUGCUAAAUGCUGUGUAUAUCACUACAUAAAAUAAGAACAUCAAAAAGAUUAGCAUUGGACAUCUUAAUAAAUUAAGUUGAUAUGAGGUUAAUGUGUUGAUAAAACUAAUUUUAGACAUCUGAAGACCUUUAAAACAUUUCAUACAAUUAUUAUUUUGCAAAGACUGAAAACUGGGGACUCAAGUACUGUAACUGAUUAAAGAUGUGCCAUGCAUUAUUGGAUUAUCACACUUACAAAUCUGUUUGCCUUGUGAGUAAGUUUUGGGGAGCAUUCCAAAGCAGUAUUUUUGUUCGAUUUUGACUUUAAUUUUUUUUUCUCCAAAUAUAUUACUCUUUCUAAUUGCCAUUUUCCUUAACAGUGAAAUUACUAACAUUUAACUGUAUUCUGUGUUUUUUGCUGAUUUGGUAUAAAGUUUAAUAGACUCUUAUUUAUAUUUUUUAAAAAGCUAGAUAUCAGUCUGUUAGGCAACGUUAAUGAUAAUAUCCAGUCAUAAUUGAACAGUUAUAAUUAUACAGAAUAAACACAUGUUGCCUUAAAGGGUUAUCUAGUAUCUUCCAUUUUGUUUAGCAUUGAAACAAAUAAGCAAGGAAAAUUGAAUCAGUAACUCUGGUCAGUCAUUUGGGAGUGCAUGAAAGAUCACUUAGUCCUCUUUUUUCCUUUUUACUCCAAUGGUUCCCAAAAUCAAUAUGCACAUCACUGGGAUUAUAUGAUUUUUUUCUAGGUGUGCCGCCCUUUCUAGUUUGUUCUGAGAAACACAGGCAGUUGAUGUAUGUUUAUAUUUUAAGACAGCUGUCAUGGGGAGACCGCAGCCUUAGUAUGAUAUCUUGCACAAUUUGUGAAGCAUUUAUUCUACUGAAGGCACAGUCUUGUUUAUAUUUUCUGCACAUUUUGGUGUAUUGGUUGUUUUAAAUUAUUUAAGUUUUAACUUGUGAAAGCAUAUACUAUGAUUUCUUAGUAUUUUAGAAAUACAUUAGAGUCUGUGAGUCUUUCCUUCUUUAAGAUACAGAUGUGUGGAUUUCAAUAUAAAGUUGCAUUUGCCAAAAUUUACCUGUGUAGCUUGUUAAUUUUCUUGGAAUAAAAUUUUACAUUUUUCCAGU